Molecule: messenger RNA, 2853 nt
Organism: Enterobius vermicularis (human pinworm)
Lineage: Eukaryota; Metazoa; Nematoda; Chromadorea; Rhabditida; Oxyuridae
Source: the annotation of a GenBank genome assembly
AUGGAUUCCAUCGCACGAGCUUUAUGUAACCAAAAUACUUUUCAGCUUUUUGAUAAGACGUUGAAUUCCAGUUUUCCACAUUUAUCGGAAUGCGUUCAAGAAUCUAUUUUAAUUUUAACUCCAUGUAUAUUUCUAUUCAUAUUUGCUCCUUUGGUUUUGUUUAGUCUUUAUAAAAGUGAUAAUGGACCGUUAGAAGCCUUCUCUCCUAUAACUGGGCGUAUCGUGAUAUGCGUUUUCUUGUCAUGUUACGGUGGAUAUCAGUUAUUUUUUGGUGCAUUUGGUCAUCAAAUCGGUCCCGAUUUUCAUAAUCUGAACUUAGUUUCUGCAACUGCUCAGUACUUGGCAUUCUGCAUCGUUCUAAUUAUGUUGUUUGCGAGUAAAAAGCGUGGACUGGUCACGUCUGGAGUUCUUUUUAAUUUUUGGCUUUUAAUGGCUAUUUGUCGAUUUCCAGAGUUCCGAUGGAGAUUGUCAAGAUUUUUGUACAUUGAGGAGAACGACCGUCAAUGGGUGCCUUUUGUUUUAUUUAUGAUUGCAUAUCCACUAAUUUUAUUAGAAUUGUUGCUGUCGUGUUUUGCCGAUACUCCUGCUUACAAAGUUACUGAUAGACAAAUGUGUCCUGAGGAGUCUUGUUCUUUUUUGAAUCAAAUAACUUUUAACUGGUUCAAUGGCCUAGCGUUCAAAGGCAGCAGGCGAAGUUUGCAAAUCUCUGAUUUGUGGAAGUUGAAAACUCAAGAUCAGUCUAAAGUCCUUGUUCCUCAAUUCAACAAACACUGGUUGCCUUCCUUAAAAGCAUAUUACGAACGAAGGCGUCCAACAUCAGGCGGAGCUCUUCUGCAGGUUCCCGACGAAAAAAGUUUGCCUUCUGUUAUUUGGCCAUUAUUUAAGACGUUUCGUUGGAGUUUUAUUAGUGGUGCAUUAUUGAAGCUUGUUUUUGAUCUUCUUCAGUUCGUUUCUCCUCAGUUAUUAAAGAUGUUGAUUUCUUUUAUUGAAGACAAAAGCAGCCCUAUGUGGGUUGGAAUAUCGAUCUCACUGUUUAUGUUUUUUGUUGCUCUUUUUCAAUCACUUGCGUUGUCGCUGUCUAAUUCUGCGAGGAAGAAUCGUACUGUUGGGGAAAUUGUCAAUUUAAUGUCUGUUGAUACUCAACGUUUUCAAGACAUGACGUCAUUUGUUCUUUUGUUUGGGUCUGCUCCUUUACAGGUUCUUUUAUCAAUUUACUUUUUGUGGCGGCUAUUAGGGGUUGCUGUCUUUGCCGGUUUAUUUGUUCUUACGGGGUUAAUUCCACUGAAUGCAUUACUUGCAUAUAAAAUGCGGACUGCCCAGGUGGAGCAAAUGAAACAUAAAGAUGAGCGUCUGAAAUUGAUGUCUGAAAUAUUAAACGGUAUAAAGGUACUCAAGUUCUAUGCCUGGGAAAAAAGCAUGCAAAAAAUGGUAAUGAUUACGGUAACUUUAUCUUGGUCUUGUGCUCCAUUUCUGGUUACUGUAAUUACUUUUGGAGUUUAUGUCAAUAUCAGUGCUUCGAAUGUACUUACUCCUCAAGUGACGUUCGUGGGAUUGGCUCUUUUCAAUAUUCUUCGUUUUCCUAUGGCAAUUUUUUCAAUGCUUUUUGGCCAGGCUAUUCAAUGCGCAGUCAGUAACAAGCGUAUCAAAUCUUUUUUGGCUGAAGACGAAAUUGGGAAAUUUGUUAUUGAAGGAAGUGAAAUGGAUAAACUUGAAGGAGAAGUUUGCGUAUCUGGCUCUGUCGCUUAUGUUUCUCAGCAAGCUUGGAUUCAGAAUAUGAGUUUAAAAGACAACAUAAUUUUUGACAGGCCUUUCGAUGCUGAUAAUUAUAAGCGCAUUAUCGAAGCGUGUGCCCUGAAAGCUGAUAUUGCUGCUUUGCCUGCUGGCGACCAAACUGAAAUUGGGGAGAAGGGGAUCAAUCUGAGCGGUGGUCAGAAACAGCGGAUUAGUCUUGCAAGAGCAGUUUACGCUAGUUCUGAUAUUGUCUUGCUCGAUGAUCCUUUGUCUGCUGUGGACGCCCACGUUGGGAAGCAUAUAUUUGAAAAAAUCAUUUCGUCAAAAACUGGCUUACUUGCGAAGAAAACGAGAGUUUUGGUUACUCAUGCCCUUCAUUAUUUGAAAUAUUGCGACCAGAUUAUAGUAAUGAAAGAUGGUACCAUCUCAGAGUGUGGGAAAUAUGAGGAACUGAUGAGCAGCGAAGGAGCAUUUGCUGAGUUUCUUGAAGAGUAUCUUGUUGAAGAAGCGAAGAAUCGAGGACGUUCUGUUAGUUUUGGAGAACAAGAAGAGGAAGUUAACGAAGUGUUGAAAGACUUGGAACGCUUCGAUCCUAUUAGAAGAAGGCGCUUUGAGAGGCACAUUAGUCAGGCAACAUACAGUAGUCAGGAGUCUUUAGAAUCAAAGAAUAUUUCCUCAAGCAUAGCUAAGAGUCCUGAUCUGUCGACAGCACGGCUUAGUAAUGGUGAUGCUGCUGUUGAGAAAGCAGUCCCGAAGGUUGGGUCUGAGAAAGGCGAUAGGUAUGAAAUAGAGCCACUGCUGCGGAAAGAGAAAAGCAAACCCGCGUCUUCAUCAGAUGACAAUAAAUCGAAGCUUAUAGAGAAAGAACUUGUUGAAAUAGGCCGAGUGAAGUGGUCUGUUUACGUAGCAUACAUCAAGGCCAUUGGUUACCUCAUAACCUGUCUGUUCGUCAUAAUCUACAUUCUUUCAUCAGUUUUGGGUGUUAUAUCAAACCUUUGGUUAGCCGAUUGGUCAGAUCAUGCGAAAUAUCGUAAUGCUUCAUCAGAAAACGAUGAUACAAAUAUGAGAUUGGGAGUUUACGCUAGUUUAGGCGUUGGGCAAGGUAACCAAUUUCCUUCUUGA